Molecule: messenger RNA, 581 nt
Organism: Spodoptera littoralis (African cotton leafworm)
Lineage: Eukaryota; Metazoa; Arthropoda; Insecta; Lepidoptera; Noctuidae
Source: the annotation of a GenBank genome assembly
AUGUUCGUGCUCAGCCAGACAUCAUUCAAAAUGCGGUUGGUGACUAUCGUUGCGAUGGCAAUCACGGUGGCGUUGUCGAUGUUGGUGCAUUGCUACGAAGGCGCCAAUCUUCGGGGCUUCGCCCUUCCUGAGGAGGAUGAAGAGUUCAGGCACAGGCCUCUGUACCGGGACUACAGUUUGAUCAGGAGGGCAGCUCGGGCUGAUGACGCCUUUGAUGACUAUGGCCAUCUUCGAUUCGGUCGGUCUGACGACUGACCCAAGCGUACUUCUCAUAAACGACAUCUGCCCUCACAGCACAGAGAUCGAUCCUCAGACAAAUCAUGUAUCUAAUUUUAUUCUCAAAUGUUAAUUAGCGGAUAAUGCUUCCUACUAAUUAAUAAAUAAUUAAAGAAUUUAGAAUUGUAGAUAAUAUAUUUUUCUGAUAUUAAAUCUAUGGUCUAUGUAAGGUUAUCGUAAAAUUAAAUUAUUCUGUUCUAAUGUUGAUGUUAAUUUCUUUCGAAGUCCUGUGAAAUAUUAUUGGCUGGUUAAAUAUUUCACGGUGACUUAUAAUAUUAUAGCAUAAAAUGAGAAUGAAUUUUUUU